Peronospora belbahrii is the source of this 612-nucleotide messenger RNA. The record is from the annotation of a GenBank genome assembly. NCBI's taxonomy places the organism in Eukaryota, Oomycota, Peronosporomycetes, Peronosporales, Peronosporaceae.
AUGGUCAUUGUUGACCCGACCACUGUCAUGAUGGAAGUGCUCAAGGCGACAGUCGUCACCGAGAAAGCCGCGGCAAAGCUACUUAAGAAGUUUGUGGACAACAAGAAGGACGAGGAGAAUGCGGAUCUAAUGAUGAACGAGGAGGUCAGACAUCAGUUGGCGCAGGUGCUGGCACACUUGGAAGAAAAUCGACUGGUUUUUUGUGCAAGUUGUUUGUGCGACGAGGUAAUCCUGAAGGUCCUGGCGGCGGUAGAAGCUUUAAUGAUACCCCGCCGCAAUGCCAAGGACUUGACUAUGUUUACUGGAUUCCUGAUUUCGAUACCACGACGCUGGCUUGACUGUCUGAAAUUUUCAUCUGCCCGUGCGGCUUUUGACCAAGAUUGGCAAAAGGCUUUGAUCAAGAUCAGGCAUACGCAAUGUAUCGACAUUAUUUGUUACAUACAGUCACUAGGAGCAUGCAGUGAUCACAAGCUGGGCAGUUUGGUAGAGCACAUCCGACACACUCACUGUACCUCAAUGUGCAACAUCGGUAACGUCCGAACCGUGACACUGAAACGGGAGAGGACCGACAAUGCUGCAGUUUAUAGCGAACGGACGCGCCAUCCAGUCUAG